CAAAGAAACACGGAUGUGAAAUAUUAUGUUUAAAGAGUUACGAAUGUUUGAAAUUCCAGCGGACCAAUAGGAUGUGCUAUAUAAGCUGGCUUUGUACGUGGUAUAAACUGCUGGAAGAAAUCAGAAGGGACAUUCUAACACAGACAGGCUAGGAGUCUCCGUUUAACGCAAUGGCUUUUAGGACCUGUGUGCUUUUUGUGACGGCUGUAAGUCUACUGGGAAGAGAGUCACAUGCACAACUAAAUGCAUGUGGUCAGGCUCCUCUUAACACCAGGAUAGUGGGGGGAGGGAACGCACCCCCGGGCAAUUGGCCCUGGCAAGCUAGUCUGCAACUGAAUGGUCAACACCUCUGUGGAGGAUCUCUCAUCAACAAUAUGUGGGUACUCACUGCUGCCCACUGCUUCUCCAGCACAAAUACAAAUGGCUGGAGUGUUUAUCUGGGGCUUCAGCAGCUAUAUGGUACAAACUCAAAUCAACAAGUCAGAACCCUCAGUAGCAUCGUUCGUCAUCCACUAUACAACAGUAAUACAAAUGACAAUGACCUCACUAUGCUGGAGCUCAGCACCACUGUGACUUUUACUGACUACAUUCAGCCCAUUUGCCUGGCAGCCAGCAGCAGCACCUUCUACAAUGGCACUGAGACCUGGGUCACUGGCUGGGGAGAUGUUAAGUAUAAUGUGGCCCUCCCCUCACCUGGCACCCUACAGGAAGUGGAGGUACCAAUAGUUGGAAACAAUAUGUGUAAUUGUCUGUAUGGGGCGGACACCAUCACAGCCAACAUGAUGUGUGCUGGUCUGCUAGCAGGAGGAAAGGACUCGUGUCAGGGAGACUCAGGAGGCCCACUGGUGGUCAAACAGGGGUCUGCUUGGAUCCAGGCUGGGAUUGUGAGUUUUGGGAAUGAAUGUGCCCUCCCCAAGUACCCUGGGGUCUACACCAGGGUGUCUCGUUAUCAGGCCUGGAUCAAUUCCAUCAUCACCACCAACCAACCAGGAUUUGUGACAUUUACUUCCAGUGGGACAAACAGUGACAACAGCACCUCCUGCAGUUCGUCACCGUCCAUUACCGUAACUCCAAGCACUCCCACCACCACAACCACCACUGCCAAGCCGGUUGUAUGUGGUCUCGCCCCACUGAACAAUGGCGGGAGCAGUGGGUCAGUAGCAGCAGGGAUGUGGCCCUGGCAGGUCAGCCUGCAGAUGAAUGGGGUCCAAGUGUGUGGGGGCACUCUUAUCACACAGAGAUACGUCAUGAGUGCAGCCCAGUGCUUCAACAGUUCACAGCUCAACAGCAGCCAGUGGACAGUGGUUCUGGGUACAAAUGCAUCACUAGGGGUGUCCAACAUCACCCUUAGCAACCUGCCGGGUAACAACAUCGCUGUGCUCCGCCUGGCUACAAGUGUGACCCUGACCAACUAUAUCCAGCCCGUGUGCCUGGGCUUGGGCAAUGCUGUCUUCCCCAGUGGGACACAGUGUUGGGUAACUGGAUGGAGAAGCACCCAGGGCGGAGUUCCAUAUAUUCAGCAGCAGAAUACAACAGUGGCAAAUUGUGGGAACAACACAUCUUCCUCAAACAUCUGUAUUACAGCUGUGAUGUUGCAGCAGGGUGAUGCAGGUGACCCAUUACUCUGUAAACAGGGGAACACCUGGUUCCAGGCCGCAGUGAUAAUGACCAACACCUCCAGCACCAGCAGAGCUGUCCUUUCUCAGAUAAUGACCCUAACUAAGGUGUCUCAGUUCACCGCUUUCCUUCAGAGUACUGUUAGCAAUCUCCCCACCAGCUCUGCUGCAGCAAGUCACAUCAACACCAUCAUCCCUUUCCUUCUGCUUCUCUUCUCUCUCCUCACCCCACUCUAAUCCAUCACCAUUCUGUCCAGCUGAACCAAAUGUCAGCUAGUAGCCUUAAGAACUUUCACACCAGAUUAGUUAUUUGUGAUUGUGUCUGAUUUGGAUCUCACAACAAGGGACAUGCAAUAUACAUUUUGGCUUAAUAUAAGAAAAUACUAAAUUAUUUGAAAACAGACAGUUCAACUUACCUCAUUAUCAUUUAAAAUAUCUGUACGUCACCCUAAAUGUUACACAUUUGAAAAUGUAAAAAUGCCAUCAGGAUCCUCUUCCUGUGAAGAAAUCUGAAACAUAUGUUGUAUUGAGAAGAGAAGCUGUUGCAUCCAUCCAUCCAUCAUUCCAGUCAUCAUACUUAUCCUGAACAAAGUCACAAUGAAAAGCUGUUUCAAUAAAGUCAAAAUUUCCCUGAA
Paramormyrops kingsleyae is the source of this 2251-nucleotide messenger RNA. Its product is annotated as transmembrane protease serine 9-like. Gene Ontology annotation, biological process: proteolysis. The record is from RefSeq and is a predicted model, not a curated record. Lineage: Eukaryota; Metazoa; Chordata; Actinopteri; Osteoglossiformes; Mormyridae. Gene Ontology annotation, molecular function: serine-type endopeptidase activity.